Messenger RNA from Ochotona princeps (American pika), 2220 nucleotides. RefSeq names its product phospholipase C zeta 1 (gene PLCZ1). Gene Ontology annotation, biological process: positive regulation of cytosolic calcium ion concentration involved in egg activation; lipid metabolic process; intracellular signal transduction. The transcript is spliced from 14 exons. Lineage: Eukaryota; Metazoa; Chordata; Mammalia; Lagomorpha; Ochotonidae. Bases 212 to 2161 code for a protein of 649 amino acids. Gene Ontology annotation, molecular function: phosphatidylinositol-4,5-bisphosphate phospholipase C activity; calcium ion binding. Gene Ontology annotation, cellular component: nucleus. The record is from RefSeq and is a predicted model, not a curated record.
CUCUUGAUGAUAUCACAAUGGGUAUGCAGACCAAAAGAAAAAUAAAAGUCACCUGACAGUGUGGUGCCCAAUCAACGAGCUAUACCAAUUUUGAAGAAUUUUUAAGAACUUAGCCACCUGAACAGAUUUCUUCUACAAUGCAAAUUGGUGACAGUGGCAACAACAGCUGGUGACUAAAGUUGAGUAUGUAUGGGACCCAUGACCAUACCAAAUGAGGACAACGGUCACAGCAGGUCAUGAAAAUAUGGAAACAAGAUGGUUUUUGUCGAAGAUUCAGGAUGACUUUAGAGGCGGAAAAAUUAACGUAGAAAAAACUCACAAAUUGCUUGAAAAAUUAGAUAUCCAAUGCAAUUAUGUUCAUGUGAAACACAUUUUUCAGGAUAAUGACAGGCUGAAGCAAGGAAGGAUCACCAUAGAAGAAUUUAGAGCAAUUUAUCGGACUAUUGCGCACAGAGAAGAAAUUCUUGAAAUUUUCAACACAUAUUCUGAAAACCGAAAAAUUCUCUUUGAAAACAAUCUGGUUCAGUUUCUGGUACAAGAACAAUAUGUCUUUGAUAUGAGUAAAUCUAUUGCUUAUGAGAUCAUUGAAAAAUAUGAGCCCAUUGAAGAAGUUAAACAAGUACACCAGAUGUCAUUUGAAGGUUUUACAAGAUACAUGGGUUCUUCUGAUUGUCUACUGUUUAAGCCAGAGUAUAGAAAAGUUUAUCAAGAUAUGACUCAACCAUUAAGUGAUUAUUUUAUUUCAACUUCACAUAAUACAUAUUUGGUAUCUGACCAACUAGUGGGACCAAGUGACCUUUGGGGAUAUGUAAGUGCCCUUGUAAAAGGUUGCCGCUGUCUGGAAAUUGACUGCUGGGAUGGAUCACAAGAUGAGCCUGUUGUGUACCAUGGUUAUACACUCACCAGCAAGCUGCUUUUUAAAACUGUUAUCCAGUCAAUACAGAAAUAUGCAUUUGUGACAUCUGACUACCCAGUGGUCCUCUCCUUAGAGAAUCACUGCUCCCCUCACCAGCAAGAAGUGAUGGCAGACAUCCUGCAGAGCACUCUGGGGGACUCCCUGUUGUCUGAUAUGCUGGAUGAUUUUCCGGAUAGGCUGCCUUCUCCAGAGGCACUGAAAUUCAAAAUAUUAGUUAAAAACAAGAAAAUAGGAACGUUACAGGAAACCCGUGAAAGGAAAGGCACCGAUAAACGUGGUAAGGUUGAAGAGUGGGAAGAAGAGGAGCUGGAUCAAGAAGAGGAGGAGGAAUCCAAGGACUCGGAGACACAGUACGUGACGGUGUCAAAAUACACCCAGGAAAAGGACUCGGAGGGGAAAAUAUUACUUGGAGUAACUCUUUUCAAGAAAAAGAAGACCAGGAAGAUAAAAGUAGCUCUGGCCUUAUCUGAUCUUGUCAUUUAUACUAAGUCUGAGAAGUUCAGAAACUUUCAACAUUCAAAGCUGUAUCAACAGUUUAAUGAAAACAAUUCUAUUGGGGAGACUCGUGCUCGAAAACUCUCUAAAUUGAAAGUCAGUGAGUUUAUUUGUCACACCAGGAAGUUCAUUACCAGAAUAUAUCCCAAAGCAAUGAGAGCGGACUCUUCUAAUUUUAAUCCUCAAGAAUUUUGGAAUGUAGGUUGUCAAAUGGUGGCCUUGAAUUUUCAGACUCCUGGUUUACCUAUGGACCUGCAAAAUGGGAGGUUUUCGGAUAAUGGUUGUUCUGGAUAUGUUCUGAAACCCCAGUUCCUGAGAGAUAUUAACACACAGUUUAACCCCCACAAAAUAAAUGAAUCUGCUCCAAUUACACUUACAAUAAGGAUCAUCAGUGGGAUCCAGUUGCCUCUGAGCAGCUCCUCCACUAACAAGGCCGAUGCCUUGGUGAUUCUAGAAGUGUUUGGUGUUCCAAAUGAUCAGGCGAAACAGCAGACUCGUGUCAUUAAAAAAAAUGCUUUUAGUCCAAGAUGGAAUGAAACAUUCACAUUCAUUAUCCAAGUGCCAGAACUGGCCAUGGUACGUUUUGUGGUUGAAAGUCAAGGUUUAAUAUCAGCAAAUGAAUUUCUCGGGCAGUAUACUAUACCAGUGCUGUGCAUGAACAAAGGUUACCGUCGGGUUCCUUUGUUUUCCAAGAUGGGUGAGAGUCUUGAGCCUGCUUCACUGUUUGUGUAUGUUUGGUAUGUCAGAUAGCAAGUGACAAUAUCUGGUACAUUGUCGCUGACGCAUCAAAAUAAAACAGUGAAAACGAA